Spinacia oleracea (spinach) is the source of this 1278-nucleotide messenger RNA. RefSeq lists its product as uncharacterized. Lineage: Eukaryota; Viridiplantae; Streptophyta; Magnoliopsida; Caryophyllales; Amaranthaceae. The transcript is spliced from 4 exons. The record is from RefSeq and is a predicted model, not a curated record. Bases 573 to 1109 code for a protein of 178 amino acids.
AUAAACCUUAUAGUCCAUAAAAUAAGCAUUUUUUUCGCCCACAUAUAGUUACAUCAAUUAGAACUGAGUACUAAAAAUCAAAUACUACGUACAUAUACUCAACGUAAAACACAAAAUAAAAAACAUUGACAAAGUUUAAAAAAGAAAAAUUCAAAGUAAAACACAAAAUAAAAAUAUUGACAAAGUUUAAAAAAGAAAAACCAACGUAAACACAAAAAUAAAAAUAUUGAGAAAGUUUAAAAAACAAAAGAAAUGAACAAGUAAGGGGAGUUGAACACUAGACCUCUAGUAAACAUCAAAACAUUAACACCUACUUUCAACCAAUGAGCCAAGAAAAUAAUAUGUAUGUUUAAUGUGUUGUUUAUUACUAGUACUAAAUUACUGAACAUGCUAUUAUUUUGUGCCCCUUUUCGCCUUGGGCCCUAGGCGGUGGCACCCCUCGCCUACCCCCUAGGGUCGGGCCUGCUUCAUAUGAUUUAUUAUUCUUGCCCUAAUUAUUUGUCGGGAUUUAGUUGAAACCAAGUUUUGUACCAGAAUGGCCAGAAGCUAAAAAUGAGGUAUUGGUUGAGAAUAUGCAAUUAGAAGAUGAAAGAUGUCAUGAGGGAACUAUUCCAAUCAGACGAUGGAGUAAAGAUGAAUUUAUCCAAAUAUUGCAAUUCACAAAAGAUUAUAUUUCAAGAUCCAAGCCUAACACUAAAAAUCAACAACAAACAGGAACUCAUUUUGCAAUUGUUCAAACAAAUUCCGACCCAAGUAAAGUGAAAUAUUAUGGUGUAAACUGUGAAUUAAAUGUUUAUAAUCCGCAUAUCAUGCCACAACAAUAUUCAUCAGGAGAGAUGAUCAUUCAAAAUGGUAAUGAUCGGAUACAAGUUGGUUGGACCGUUAAUCCAGCGUUAAACAAAGAUAAUCGCACACAUCUUUUUCAAUACUUUAAUGCUGGUCAAUCACAUUGCUUCAACAUGUUGUGCCCUGGAUUCGUUAACGUCAAUAAAGACAUUCCAAUUGACUUUGCUGUGAAACGAACCACGAGAAGAGGAAGUUUGAAAUCAUGGUGUAUAGCGCCCUUUGUUUACCAGGUACUAUUUCAAAUUUCAAUUCUUCAUAAUUAGAAAAAUAGGCAAUCUGCUAAACUAAUGCCCAUAAUACGUUGAAAAGGAUCCUAAAACAGGGCAUUGGUGGCUUCUACUACGCGAUCCAGGUAAACCAGACACCAUUGUUGGUUAUUGGCCACGAGAGCUAUUCACCGGUUUGGCAAAUGGCGCGACUUAUAUUGCAGUU